Molecule: messenger RNA, 2850 nt
Organism: Ornithodoros turicata
Lineage: Eukaryota; Metazoa; Arthropoda; Arachnida; Ixodida; Argasidae
Product: neprilysin-21-like
Exons: 1
Coding region: 1-2850 (949 amino acids)
Biological process (GO): protein processing
Cellular component (GO): plasma membrane
Molecular function (GO): metalloendopeptidase activity
Source: RefSeq, a predicted model, not a curated record
AUGGGGCAAGAGUCUGGUGAUGUUUUUGAUGUUUUGCCGGCGUCAGUGAUACAUAGCAAAGGAGCACGGGAACAUAUAAAGUACGGGAGGAGAAUUCCUGUUGUACCUUUGCGUGAGGACGUACUGCCCAGCCCACGAAAGCCAAGGUUCGCGAGGACAGUUUUAUGCAGGAAGCAUGCAGUCAAAACUGGAGAAUUCGGAGCACAUUCGGACACCAGCAGUGAAUUUGAAGGGCCAAGGAUGAUUAGGGAACGGUCACUUACGCAACGGGGCUCAAAUGUCGACCAGACGUACACCGAAGAGGAAUUCGAGGACUUUCGGUUUCACCGUCAGUAUAACAAUAUCGUCGACAUGGAAACUCUUGAAGAAGAAAGUAUACCAUUGCGAGCGAAGGCUACUGAUUCUAGUCGGUCGUUCUCUCUUGUAGAUGCAAACAUUCCAGUGUUCUCUGACGAUGCCAAUCUUCAAACAACGUCAAGAGGGAAUACGGAUGCACCGAACCUGAUUAAGCGUUACCUAUCUUCAACGAACUUUGAUGUGGGGCCCAAUAUCCAAUCCAUGUCUAACCACGAGUUCGCUUACGUGUCAUCCGCAACUUUACUCAAUCGCCUCUGUGACGGAAUGCCGAUCCCUGAGCAAUCUCAUCACCUUGUCGUUGGAUCUCAGCAAGCAGACAAGCACAUUAUUAUCAGCCAAAAAAGUGUAAUUUGGCUUGGAGUGCUCUUGAUGGCCGUUGGCCUGAUCGUUUGCUUGGUGAUCUUUGGCUUUCCUCUUGCUGCGAAGGGAGUAGCUAGGAGCUAUGGUGCGUCUUCCAGUGCGAGCUCAGAGGCUACACUAAAGGGCAAUGGGUUUACCUCUCAAGUUGCAAGUGAAAGGUACAAUAUGUGUUCUGCGACCCCAUGUAAGCGCGAUGGCCUUUAUCUACAAGAACUUCUCUCCUGGGCUACAGACCCUUGCGACAACUUCUAUCAUUUCGUGUGUAGUCGCUGGAACAGCACGACUCAAGAUUACGAAAACAGGGAUUUGCCGAUAUCAGCGUACGAUGAUCUAGUCCACAUUCUUGAAGAAAGAGUAAAAUCACUACUGGAGCGCCCCAGCUGUCCGCAGGAGCUAUCGUCUCUUCAAAACAUCUAUCAUAAGUGUAUGAAUACAAGAGAACUUGAUAUUGAGGAUUGGAAUCCCAUGCUUGAGGUCCUUUGGUUGGUUACAUUAGAGGGAUUUCCGUUUACGUCCAAGUCUACAAAAAGCUCAGUUUGGAAGGUAUCUGCCAAGACCCUCAGGGCAACUGGUACGGAAACAUUGCUCAGUGUACGUGCUGCAAGUCAUCUAGUAAUGAAUACGAGCGUCGUUGUUGUGGGUCCUCCAACAAUUUUGGCUCCCAAAGCAGCAAAUUUUUCUGAAACAAAAUCAUUCUACAAUAUCAGCGCUCAUGCUGCCAUGUCGGGGCUGAAGACGCCACAUGGACUUUCAUUGCUCUGCCAAGAAGUUGCGAACUUCGGUGCCGAAUUGGAGUUCCUUGUUUACACCAAGAGUGUCCACCCAGGUGUCCGUACCCAUAGCUUCGAGAUGCUGAAGAAUCACUUAGAGUUGUCAGCUUUCUUCACAUCCCUUUUUUCCAACAGUGACUCUUCAGAACGCAUUGGGAGAGAGACAGAAGUGCUGAUAGAACCGUCUGAUUAUAUGAAAGAUCUCAUAAGCCUUGUUCGCAGCACACACCAGUAUGUAGUACUCAACUACAUCGCAGUUCGGUUAAUGAUCGAAAUGUCCCCAUUUCUACCGACGUCUGCAUACCGUCUUACGCAUAGCUUAGUCGAAAGCAUCUACAAGAGGAGGCGCCCUCAUCUUCUGCGUUGGAAGCUGUGCAUUAGGGCAACGGAAAGAGCAGCUCCUCUUCUGUUCCUGCAUGCUAGUCGCUUAGCCUACCAGACACACUUCGCCGUAGCUUCCGUUGAAAAACAUCUGAAAGCACUUACAGGUGAAUUGGAUCUGUCCUUGAAUGACAUAGCUAUUCUCGAUAGCGCAUCGAAGAUCAAGGCGAGGAAACUACUAAAGCGGUUUCGCUUUUCCUUGUUCCAUCCCCAUUGGCUUACGGAUAAUGAGAAGCUGCUGGAGUUCGUCAAUGAAAUGCCCAGAACUCAACAAGGACAAGGGCUGCGCUCUUUCUACACCCUAAGGGGAUUCAGUUUUUAUGAAAGCCUUCAUCAGGAUCCGGACGACGAUUGGCUAGGGUCGGCAUUUGAUACCGACUGUCGUUAUUCAGAUCGCACGGUCUAUGUCCCGGCACUUCUGUUCAACUUCUCGUUAGUUAACUUCGGAGGCAACGAGGCCUUUCAACUCCCUAAUGCUGGUCUACGCAUCAUGCGCUGCGUGCUUCGAAUGAUUCUUCGUGGCAUUUCGUCAAGAAGUGAUAAUGCUCCACGACGCUGGUGGCCCGACCUCGCUAGUUCGUUUUUGAAGAGCUACGAACUCUGUCUCCAGGAAUACGACAUCGCUAAUGUCAGCACAAUGCCGUUAGUGGAGACUACCGCUGCCGUCAGGCCCGUCCUCAAUGUGUACCUUAGUGAAAGGGGCGCAAACAUCAGAUUCGAGAACCUGCAGAAGUAUGGAGCAUACCAACUUUUCUUCGUGUACUACGCCAUUGGGUUCUGUGAAGUCUCCCACCUUGACAAUGCCACUGUUGCUGCGAACUCAUUGGCAACUUCGCUUUUGGUGAACGUACCUUUGUGGAACAACAGGGCGUUUCAAGAAACGUUCCAAUGCCCUGUGGGUUCUGCUAUGAAUCCCAGAAGAAAAUGCGUGAUUUGGAAAGAAAACCCUAAUGACGUUGCACCAAUCAAACUAACGCGAUAA